GGUUAUGCCUCGAAAGCAGCCUCAGCCUGAUAAAUACACUCAAGCUCUUCGUAAAGCUCUCAUGUUCUUCAAUGCUCAACGCUCUGGACCUCUCCCUAAGCAUAAUAAUGUUUCUUGGAGAGGAGAUUCUGGUAUGAAAGACGGGUUUAUUGGCCAAAAUCUAGUAGGUGGUUUCUGUGAUGGUGGAGAUGCUAUCAAGUUCAACUUUCCACAAUCUUUUGCAAUGACUAUGUUGAGUUGGAGUGUAAUUGAAUACAGUGGAAAAUACAAAGCUGCUGGUGAGCUUAACCAUGUAAAGGAGAUUAUCAAGUGGGGUACUGAUUAUCUCCUUAAGACUUUUGAUAGUUCUGCUGAUACCAUUGACAGGAUUUAUGCACAG
Messenger RNA from Papaver somniferum (opium poppy), 379 nucleotides. Its product is annotated as endoglucanase 10-like. Gene Ontology annotation, biological process: carbohydrate metabolic process. The record is from RefSeq and is a predicted model, not a curated record. Gene Ontology annotation, molecular function: hydrolase activity, hydrolyzing O-glycosyl compounds. NCBI's taxonomy places the organism in Eukaryota, Viridiplantae, Streptophyta, Magnoliopsida, Ranunculales, Papaveraceae. The transcript is spliced from 2 exons. The annotation marks the transcript as partial.